ACGUCAGUCUCCUUUCUCAACGGCCAAUCAUGUUUCUGGAUAUUACUGUAGUUCACUCGCUUGGCUUCCUCUUGCUCAGGUAAACGGGAUAAUUCAUCUAAGCCCCAGGCCUAGUACUCCCUGCAGCGUUCCUCAUCAUGGAGGUGAAUGCCACAGCUGACAUUUUGGGCUCUGCCUACCUCGCGGUGGAGUUUGUGGAUGCAGCAUUACCAGACAACCCUCUACAGCCCUCUUUCAAGUAUGCCUGGACCUACAUGAUGGACAACUACACUAAGUUCCAGAUUGCCACCUGGGGGUCGCUCAUUGUCCACGAGUUCAUCUACUUCUUUUUCUGCCUGCCUGGUUUCCUGUUCCAGUUCAUGCCCUUCAUGCAGAAGUAUAAGAUCCAACAGGAUAAACCCGAGACCUGGGAAAAGCAGUGGAAGUGUUUUAAGAUGUUGCUGUUUAACCACUUUUGUAUCCAGCUGCCCAUGAUCUGUGGAACGUAUCAUUUCACUGAAUACUUUGGCAUCCCCUAUGACUGGGACUCCAUGCCACGCUGGUCUUACAUGGUGGCUCAGUGUUUUGGUUGUGCAGUGGUUGAGGACACUUGGCAUUACUUCCUCCACCGCCUCCUCCACCACCGUCGGAUCUACAAAUACAUCCACAAGGUCCACCACGAGUUCACGGCUCCGUUUGGCAUGCAGGCAGAGUACGCCCAUCCUCUGGAGACUGUCAUUCUGGGCUCAGGCUUCUUCAUCGGCAUCAUGAUCUUCUGUAACCACGUGCUCCUGCUAUGGGCCUGGGUUGCAUUCCGUCUUCUGGAAACCAUCGACGUACACAGCGGCUAUGACAUCCCUCUGAACCCCCUCCACCUCAUUCCAUUUUACGCUGGCACUCGUUUCCAUGACUUCCACCACAUGAACUUUGUGGGGAACUACGCUUCCACCUUCACCUGGUGGGACAAGCUGCUCAGUACUGACAGCCAGUACAACAAACACCUGCAAAAACACGAGGGCAAGAAGAUGCAGUGAGACACACCUACUGUACCUGCAUACACAUAUACAGACAUACCUACCUACUGUACCUACCUACAUACACACAUACACACCUACCUACUGUACAUACAUACAGACACACACACCUACCUACUGUACAUACACACACACACACACACACCUACCUACUGUAUGUACAUACAGACUACACACGUGGGAGACAAACAAACAUACAGUGUCUAUAGUAGGUGCUGCUGUUUUUCAGGUUCUUCUCUGAAUCAGUCUCAGUGCUUCUGAAGAACAAAGAUUAUCCUUGAAUCACAGGCACAUGCACACACACACACACUUUUACACAGCAAACACAAACUGAGCAGUGGAUUGUAUUACCAGUGGGGGUCAGGGUCAAAGAGGAAGUGUCUCUGAACUGACCUGUGUGCCUUUCCUGAAGAGAAAAGUAUAUUUUGGGGGGUUCCUGUAGCUGAAUAAAUGAGAACGGUAACAUUGUU
Molecule: messenger RNA, 1483 nt
Organism: Hypomesus transpacificus
Lineage: Eukaryota; Metazoa; Chordata; Actinopteri; Osmeriformes; Osmeridae
Gene: msmo1
Product: methylsterol monooxygenase 1
Exons: 6
Coding region: 138-1013 (291 amino acids)
Biological process (GO): sterol biosynthetic process
Molecular function (GO): C-4 methylsterol oxidase activity; iron ion binding
Source: RefSeq, a predicted model, not a curated record